GCUAAGCUCUGAGCAGGAAAAGGAGCCGUGCUGGGAGGAUGCAGUGAAUAGAUGGGAGUGAACUCGGACGAGAACUAGGUCACGGGAGUACGCGCGUCGCCCCCCGGUCCCCCUCCCGCCCCCCGGAGGGUUGAGACGGGGUUGUCGCUCCGGCCAAGGGUUCAACCUCUCCACGUGAACGCAGCGACCGAAGAGAUGGGGAUCUAAUGGGUGGUAAGAGGGAAGUAGCGAACGUGGAUGGAGUUUCCCCUGGUGGCCGCUAUCCAUGAGUGGGAGCGCUCCAGUGCCGCUGAGUUCACCAGAAAAACACAUGGCGGUGGCUUUCAACUCGAGCGGGAGUUUGGGGAACAAGUAUCUGGCUGUCUACGUGCUUCUGGCCAGCGUCGCAGGUGGAGUCUUCCUUGUUGCCUCCCUCUUCUUCUUCUGCCGCUACUGCAAAGGCUCCAAAACCUCCUCGCUCCCUCGCAAGACCUCGUCUUCGAUCGAAGAGUGGAGCGUGCAAGGAGAAGCCGGCAAGAAACUCAAGCGCAGUUCAAUCUCAACCUCCCCCUCAAAUUUGGGCUCCACGCGUAAACUUCACGACGACAAUCCUGCCCGGUUAAUCACCGAAAACGGGAAACAGAGUGCAUAUUUCCAGUGCCGCAAAUCCACACGAAGCUUAGAAAGCAAGACCACCAAUUGUUUCAACCCCAACGAAGAGGGUCGAGAGCGAGAAAUCACUGCGGAGGUUCACAGCGGCUCGACGCACGGUUCGGCGGCGACCAUUCGGCGAACGAGCAACACAAGCGGGGGGUCCAGGGGCUCCAUCCCCCCGACCCCUCACACCCCACACACCCCGCACGCCCCUUCAAAAGCCAGCUCGCGCAACCCGUCGCACAGAGAGAACUGGAGUGGGUCAGAGGAGGAGGCUGCUCCCGGUGGGAUAAGUCCGACCUACAGGAUUCCCAGCAUAGACUGGACGCACCUGGAAACGAGUCUGGAUUUCUGGAGACAGGAACACUCCAAAACAGUGGCGCGCUCAAGAGAGGAAGACUCAAGCUGCAAAGUCCGCUAUAAUGAUACCGGAAGUCUUGAAGAGGUGAACGUGGAGCACCUAGUAGACUACUACGAGGACGAAGUAGUCAACCUGCCGACGGAUCCUCCAAUCACAAUCAACUGUGACAACAUGAGGCAUCAGUACAAGAAAUUGUGGCAACUUCGAGCCACCCUGGAGGAAGACGAAGGGAAGACAGAAGCUGAAAUCUCAGCCACACCGCAAUCCCAUUCUUCAGCCGACCAAUCGCCAGAAACGGGUGAGCACCCAGGCGGGUCGCACACGACCUCGUUCGAGUCGAAUACGGAGCCCCUCCUGGAGGACCACGGGAGCGGGGGCGGCGGCGGGGGUGGGGGGACGAAGUGGGUGAGCUCCCACGGGAGCGGGACGCCGUUGGCGACGUACGAGUCCCGGCGGCAGACGUACCGCAACGUCCUCAGCUGGCGGCUUCGGCGGAUGGAGGCGCGCAAGCACAACGGCCACGCCGGCCACAACGGGGUCGUCAAGCAGAGCACCAUCGAGGACACCAGCUUCGACUCGAUGGACACCGCGGAUACGGAGUACUCGUCGGACACCAGCCGCCUCGAACAGACGACGAGUUUCGAAUCGACGACAGACAACACGGACAGCACAUCCGAGUCGCAGGUUCACCGGCUUCAGGCGCUGCGAGCAGACUCGGGCUACCGGAGUCUGGAGAACCCCCCGCCGCCGCACCCCCUUCACCAACCACCCCCCAAGCACCGCCUCCUCACCCUCGGCGAGAGCUCCGACCUGGAGGCCCUCGUCAAACCCCACGGACACCGCAUCCCCUCCGUCGGCGACAGCGUCGAGGAGACGGACGAGCCUCCCACCCCCAGCUGGAAGGAGAAACUCGCCAACGGCUUCCACUACGGACAAGUCAACGGGGUUAAUGGGGUCAAUCCUGUCAAUGGGGUCAAUGGAGUCAAUGGGGUUAAUGGAGUCAAUGGUGUGAAUGGUGUCAACGGUGUUAAUGGUGUGAAUGGCGUCAACGGUAUAAAUGGGGUCAAUGGUGUCAACGGCAUCAAUGGAAUCAAUGGAACUCAUUUGUCUUACAGGUCGAAGGAGAUGAUGAACCGGAUGAACUCGUUCCGCCAAGCGGCCUCCCGGAGCGAGUCCCUGGAGCAGGAGACCGACGAAGGGAUCAUCAUCAAGCCCCUGAAGCGUCUCACCCAGACGCCCCACCCGAACCCGGACGCCUCCCGGCGGCGCCGCGAGUUCCAGGUGGCGCGGACCAACUCCUCCCUGGACGACAAGUCCCAGUCGGACGCCGACUCGGUCGCCGUCGACACCCAGUCCCGGGUCCACUCCCUCGACUCCCGGGUCCAGUCGCUCGAGGAGAAGUCCGACUACUCCACGACGGAGCUCAUCGUCGAGAAGAAGGUCGUCGAUUACAAUCGGGAUAGGGACUUCUCCGUGGACGAGAAGUCGGACGCCCUCUUCCGGGAGUUCAGUCGCUGCGACCGGGAGGACAGGAAGGCCACGGCUCCUGCGGUUCCCGUUGUUGUGUAUCGGAGGUUGCGCUCAGAAGCCGCCACUGGGAAAGCUGCCAGGGCUGCUAGGUAAAGGGGGGUAGCGAUCGUUUUUCCGAAGAACUCCGGAUGAGCAUUCGAGGGUUGCCAAAUUUCCUCCGAUGAAAUAUUAUUUUUGAGGAAAGUCAUGAAUAUUUGUCCUGGAAAUUUCGAAUAAGUAUAGUUGAAAUUGCGAAAAAAAUAUCUGAAAAAUCGAAAGAAAAAUAUUUAUAGGUUUAUCGGAAGGUAAAAAGGGUGGCGACCGUUCUUCCGUGCUAAGGAGGAAGUCUGAAUGGACAUUCGAGAGUUGCCAAAUUUCCUCCGAUGAAAUAUUCAUUCUUGAGGAAAGCCAUGAAUAUUUGUACUAGAGAUUUCGAAUAACUAUGGUUGAAAUUGCGAAAAAAAAUGGCUGAAAAAUCGGAAGAAAAAUAUUUAUGAGUUUAUCGGAAGGUGAAGAGGGUGGCGACCGUUCUCCCGUGCCGAGGAAGAACUUUGUUUUUCCUCAGCAGGGUAGCCCGCGUGAAAAUCAGUCGUCGUGACUUUGACAAUCUGGUAUUAGUAAGCUUCGGUGCUAAGGAAGACGAACGCCGUGUGAGCCCUCGGGCGUCGCCAAAUUUUUUUUUAAAGAUACGAUUUGUCAGGAAAAUUUGUUAAUAUUUUAAUUCCGAUUUUAGAUAAUUUUGUUCGUAAUUUGAUCUGAGGUGUCUAAAAAUUCCAUGGAAAAACAUUCAUGAGUUCCUUCACUGAGUGUCUACCGUCAGUAAAAACCGGGAAAUCCCGAAAAAUAUGAGGAAAUUAAAUGUCAUCAGAUAAAAUCCGAAAAUCGAAAUUUCGAAUUUCGAUGUCAUUCGAAAUGAAAUUCUAAUAGGCACCGCCCAUUCAAAAUUAAUAUUUUCUGAAAGAAAAUUUGGCAACCCCUGGAUGUACAUACGGUGUUUUUCCUCAGCAUGGCAGCUUACAUCAUGCACAAAUCGAAAUGAUGUCUGUAGACUAUCAUGUCAUCCUGACGUAACUCGGAUGUCUAUCUAGCGUUACUCCGAUGUCAGUUUACUACGGACUAGUUUGUCGUCACUCUGAUGUCAGUCCAUCGUCUCCUUGACGUCAUUCUGUCGUUUCUUAAAUGUGUGUGUACCAAGAUGUCAGCCUGACGUCAGUCUGAUCAGGGCCGGUUUUACAUUUUCAGCGCCUCCUGCUGAAAUUUGGUUGGCGAUCUCGAGGAAAA
Bemisia tabaci is the source of this 3784-nucleotide messenger RNA. The record is from RefSeq and is a predicted model, not a curated record. Lineage: Eukaryota; Metazoa; Arthropoda; Insecta; Hemiptera; Aleyrodidae.